Messenger RNA from Blastocystis hominis, 480 nucleotides. RefSeq lists its product as hypothetical. Gene Ontology annotation, biological process: protein dephosphorylation. Bases 1 to 480 code for a protein of 159 amino acids. The record is from RefSeq and is a predicted model, not a curated record. The transcript is spliced from 3 exons. Lineage: Eukaryota; Bigyra; Opalinata; Blastocystidae. Gene Ontology annotation, cellular component: cytosol. Gene Ontology annotation, molecular function: protein tyrosine phosphatase activity; phosphatidylinositol-3,4,5-trisphosphate 3-phosphatase activity.
AUGUCGUGGCCUGGAACUCUGUGGGAAUCGGUGUGGCGGAACAGUCUGGACGAUGUGGAAAACUAUUUGAAUCUGAAGCAUCAUGGGCACUACUGGGUAUUGAAUCUGUGUUCCGAAGGCGCCUAUCGAGGCAACAUCACGAAGAUCUUUGAAGGUCGAAACACUCGCUAUUGGAUCGACGACCACAAUCCGUGCUCCCUCGCCCAAAUUCAAACGAUCAUCUAUCAGAGUGACAAGUGGAUGGCGCAGGAUCCUUCCAACGUUAUGGUCAUUCACUGCAAGGGAGGGAAGGGACGCACGGGCAUGAUCAUCGCGUGCCUGUUACUCGAGCAGGGCAUCAAGGACUCGCCGGAAGAUGCGCUGAGUCUCUUUGCGCGCAUGCGAACCAGUCGAGGCGAUGCGGACAGUGCUGCCGAGUCCGCGAAGAAGGAUUCGAUCAAAAUCCAGCGGGUUUCCUGUUUGGAUUCAGCGCUGCUUUGA